GGUUCUCUACAGUCAAAUCUAUCCAUUCAUAGCUAGAGUUAUUCAGGCAACUCUGCAAUAACUAUCCAAAAAUGCCUGAUGUACUUGGCGCAGGACUCCGGUGGCUUAGAGGGGAGAAAGGGAAAUCCUCGAAGGGGCCUAGAGAAUAUUGCGUAGGGCCAGAUGUGAUCGAGAGCAGGAGGUUACAUCAAAUGGCUCGGAAUAUGGGAUUGGAGAGCGACAGUGAAGAGGAUCGUCUCAACGACCGUACUGUCAGGUUGGAAAGACAGCGUGAGAGUUUCAAACACCAUCACCCUCCCGAUAAAUCUAGUCCAGAUGGUCCGUCUAGAAGUGGUACAAUGAUUGAUUAUGGUAAGACGGGUGGAUAUCAAAGGUCAAUAUGGCUCAAGGAAGGAGACCAUUCAUCAGACUCAGAUCGACUACCUAAGCAUGAGUCCCCUCUGGUGACUAUGAAAAAUGCAAGGAAUAGUUCUGAUUAUCCAAAUACCAAUCUGGGGCCGAGUAGAAAACCAUGGGGUCAACAAAGUGAUUAUUCACAGUCAGCUCCAGACGACUAUUCAAUACCCUACAAGAGUUCUAGAAAUUCGUAUGUGGGAAGUCCAAGAGAAGCUGCUGAAUUAUCGACAUUGGCCAGUUCCUCUGAACAUGUACCUCGCGUAGAUGAAAGUGCAUUCGAGAGGGAAAAUCGACGAGGGUCUUUACAUUCCAAUCAACGACCACCGUCGCCUCGUUUAAGAUUUGACCCUGUUCGAGACGCUGCUGCACGAAACGAUGUAAUCUCUCGUCAUCAUUCAAACUAUGAAUCACCUGUCUCCUCCCAAAUCAUUCCUGCAAGAAAGCCUGUACCACAGUCCUAUUCUCAGCAUCCAUCAACAACAAGAAAGGAAGUCAGAGACUUGAAUUCUGAAAAUCUAGCAGAGCUAGCAAUAAUCAAUCGUCGUAAUGAGGAAGAGAUUCUUCGGCAACGAAGAGAAAGAAAAAUCAUGAACAACCCACUAGAGAUUAGAAAACCACAUGAAGAUUACUCCAAAGAUACACCCAGGGAACGGCGCCAAUUCGAACAAGAUAAGAUUCGAGAACGGAGAGAUGAACUCUCCAAGAAUUAUCGAUCACGUCAAGGAGAAGGCAAACUUCUACCUCCUCCAUUACCUCCGAAGAUACCCCUAAGUAUCAAUCAACGCCCAAACCCACCAUCCAGAUCCGCCACAUUGCCCCCUGAGUUUUCGAUUCCUCUUCGACCUGCAUUGCUAAUUGAGGACGAACCCCACAAUUCCUGGGCCAGCCAUAUAAAUUCCCCUCCAGAUUCUCGUACGAGUACAGUCAUGCAUCCACCACGACGCAAUACCGUUUCCUCCAGCGCAUGGGAAAACAACCCCAGAGCACCACCCUACCCCGUCACUCCCCAAAAUUACCAUCUCAACGGUUAUAACAAUCAAAACGAUGUUCAAAAACGUGCAGUCCAUGAAGCUUUCAGAGAUGUGAUGUUACAUGGACAUGAAAGAAUCGCAGGUCCUUCGCCUCCCACUUUCCGGAGUUCGUAUCCCGAUGCAAUGGAGUUGUCGGGUAUUAGUCCAGAGAUACGUAGGGAUGGUAUGAGAAGACAUACAGCUAGUGGAAGUGAAAUACUUGGUGGCAAGUCACAAACACCUGCAUUUGCGGUAAGAAUAGACAUGGGUAUAUUCCAUCCUACCACGAUUCAGGAAAUGGAAGAGGAGCAUGCAGGUAGUGGUACAUCAGGCGUUGGGCGAAUAGAGUUGCAUGGUGAAAGUAGACAAACUGAGGAAAUUGGGGAUCGAAGAAGAGAGAGACUAGUCCCGGAAAUUCAUGUUCAGCGUCCUACUCCAGGUGCAAGUCUGCGGGAGCCACAUGGUGUGAAUAUUGGGAGGACUAGAAGGAGUGCGGAGAUUGAACGAUUGGCAGCGCCGAGAUCGGAACAUAGAGAGCGUAGGAAGCAUGAAAAGCAUGAGAAGUAUGAGAAGCAUGAGAGAAUCAUAGAUAAGGGACGUUAUCUCAAAGGAUUAGAUGGAGAAUGGGAGAGAAAGAAGUGGUAAAGAAGAGGAUUAUGACUGUUGAUGUGGAAAACUAGGUGAUUUGGAGUUAUGCGUACUUGAUUCACAGGCUGACCGUUCGUUGAACAUUGAACACGGGAAUAGGAUUCGGCGUAGAUAGUAUCUCGAUAACAAUAUUGCCUUCGGGUGUCGAAAUAUAGGCAGCUUAGGUAGAUACAUGAUUCAAACAAUAUAACAUUAGGGAAAAUAUGGGUAUAUGCA
Molecule: messenger RNA, 2270 nt
Organism: Botrytis cinerea B05.10
Lineage: Eukaryota; Fungi; Ascomycota; Leotiomycetes; Helotiales; Sclerotiniaceae
Exons: 2
Coding region: 72-2051 (659 amino acids)
Source: RefSeq, a predicted model, not a curated record